Molecule: messenger RNA, 624 nt
Organism: Heterostelium album PN500
Lineage: Eukaryota; Evosea; Eumycetozoa; Acytosteliales; Acytosteliaceae
Product: PX domain-containing protein
Exons: 3
Coding region: 1-624 (207 amino acids)
Biological process (GO): intracellular protein transport
Cellular component (GO): early endosome
Molecular function (GO): phosphatidylinositol binding
Source: RefSeq, a predicted model, not a curated record
AUGAAUACUGUAGAUUAUGAAAAAUUACUUGCAGCAGAAGUAGCAAAGGUUGCUCUUUUGGAGGCUGAAAAUCAACGUUUAAGAUUAGAGUUGGCAAAGGGAAAUACUCAUCAUUUAAAUGAGGAGAUUAAGAAAUUGGAACAUGCCAACAAAGUAUUGAGUGAUAAGCUGGCAUCAGAGAUUGCAAAGAACACUCAAUUCUCAUCAGAGUCUGCAGCAAACAAGAACGACAACACUGCCUACAGAAAAUCAAUAUUCAGAUCAGUGGCAGUACCAAAGAAGGUCAUCGAGAACGAAAAGUCAAGCUCAAGAACAUACACUGCUUAUUUAGUUGAGGUUGAAACAGAUGAAAGACGUUACCAAUUAUCAAAGAGAUAUAAACAAUUUGUACUAUUAAACACAUUAUUAUGUAGACAGUUUGGUGAGCAUGGAUUGCCAGCAUUCCCAGGCAAGAAGAAUGGACUCUAUUUCUCAUCGGAGGAUCACACCGAGAAGAGAAGAGUGGCACUCCAAGACUACCUCCAAGGACUGAUCUCCGGUGCCGGAACCAGUCAAUCACCAUUUUUACUUCAAUUUUUGAGAGAAGAGGUACCAGAGACAUCAUCGGGAAAGAACCACCAUUAA